AUGGGUGGCUGCGGCGGGCGCCGCCCCCGUGUGGGGCGGUGUGGUGCGCUCCAGGGCGGCUCCGGGCGGGCUGGAGGGCGGAGUAGCCGACGUGCAGGGCAGAGGCGCAGUCUGCACCAUGGCGUAUCCCGGGCACCCUGGCGCCGGCGGCGGGUACUACCCAGGCGGGCAGUAUGGAGGAGCUCCCGGAGGGCCUGCAUUUCCCGGACAAACUCAGGAUCCGCUCUAUGGUUACUUCGCUGCUGUGGCUGGACAGGAUGGACAAAUUGAUGCUGAUGAGUUGCAGAGGUGUCUAACACAGUCUGGCAUUGCUGGAGGAUAUAAACCUUUUAAUCUAGAGACUUGUCGCCUUAUGGUUUCAAUGUUGGACAGAGAUAUGUCUGGCACCAUGGGAUUCAAUGAAUUUAAAGAGCUCUGGGCGGUGCUGAAUGGCUGGAGACAACACUUCAUCAGUUUUGACAGCGAUAGAAGUGGAACAGUGGAUCCCCAGGAGCUGCAGAAAGCCCUGAUGACAAUGGGAUUCAGAUUGAACCCCCAAACUGUGAAUUCAAUUGCAAAGCGAUACAGCACCAGUGGGAAGAUCACCUUUGAUGACUACAUUGCCUGCUGUGUCAAACUGAGGGCUCUUACAGAUAGCUUUCGAAGACGGGACUCUGGUCAACAAGGAAUGGUGAAUUUCUCAUAUGAUGAUUUCAUUCAGUGUGUCAUGACCGUCUAAGUCAAGAGGAAGUUGUCUGAAUAUACUCAACAUUCCAACUGGAGCCCAUGCUUGCUUCCUCCUGCCUUCAGUGCUGUGUGCAGAUUUCCACCAACACUCCCUGACAGCUGUUGAAUGGGAUUUUGACUUUACAUACAAGUGAAGCUUCAUUUUUAAUUUUGAUGAUAAAUUCUUGAAGUUCAGUAAUAUAAGAACAAGUCUGUUGUACCAGCCAUACCUUCCUUGAGCCAUUAUUAACCAUGCCUUAUUUUCCUGCUGUCUUUUAUAUAAAUUUAAGUAUGCAAAAUGUUUAAA
Molecule: messenger RNA, 1012 nt
Organism: Phodopus roborovskii (desert hamster)
Lineage: Eukaryota; Metazoa; Chordata; Mammalia; Rodentia; Cricetidae
Gene: Sri
Product: sorcin
Exons: 8
Coding region: 119-718 (199 amino acids)
Molecular function (GO): calcium ion binding
Source: RefSeq, a predicted model, not a curated record